This is a messenger RNA of Rotaria sordida, 534 nucleotides long. The record is from the annotation of a GenBank genome assembly. NCBI's taxonomy places the organism in Eukaryota, Metazoa, Rotifera, Eurotatoria, Philodinida, Philodinidae.
AUGAAAGCUCGACGAACAAAAGUUGAAGCGAAAUCUAUUACAAUAACUGCUGAAAGAUUAUCUGACAAUUCUCAUAUAACAUUUAAUAUAUCAUCCGAUAAAACUAUUGAACAAUUACGUGCUUUACUCAAUCAUCAUUUACCACCCUUAUUACCUAAUAAAUUUGAUCUAUAUUCGUGUCAACGUGGUGCGCUUAUACAUUUUCAUCCAUCAUCAUUUAAACUCGAUUAUUUUCCUGUUAUAUUCGAUCAAUCUGUACUUUUAUUAAAAAUGGACGAUCGUCUUAUUAAUGAUACCGAUAUAAAUACUUAUCAAUAUAAUCAAAAUAAAUUACAACAAAAUACGAAAAAAAACAAAUAUGAUUUAUUAAAAAGUAUUUUACCAUCAAAAACGACGAAUACUAUAAUGAAUUCUACAGAACAAUCUACAUCAUCAACGACUGUCACAUGUUUAUCGUUUUUAAAACAAAUAUUCCACCAAUCUCCAUCAAAUAAUAUAAAUACAAUUAGUGAAAUAAAUAUAGUAACUUAUUAA